CAGCAACCGCCAGAGCCCAGCUGGCGAUGCCUGCGGCACCGAAGAAGGCGAAGCCUGCGACAAGCACGGCAGGCUGGGUGCGUCGGCGAUCGAGUGUCGCCCCGACGGGGGCGGUUUGCGAGCUGCACCGGCUACCAGCGUCACCAUGUGUCGCAUGAGCGAGCUGUGGCUGCCUGGCGGCUACACAGGGGUCGACGUGCUCUUCGUGAUCUCCGGGUACGCCGUCACAGAGGCCAUGGGCUUCCUCUUCCCUGGCGUCGUUCUCCCCGUCGCCAGCGCCGUCUGUUUCCUCGACGCGGGGGAGAGCGGCGAAAGCUUCCUGGAUCACAGCGUGUUAGGCGGCACGGUGGCAGUGUACAUCGGGAAGGCCGCCUUUCGCGAAGCUGAGCGGGCCGCGUCGUACGCCCGCAACCUCUCAGGCCGCCCCGAGGACCUCUCGCGGCUGCACGCAGAGGUGGCGGCGCUCGCGUGGCACUUGCAGGAGCUCCGCAGGGACCAGGCGCAGCAACACACCGACGCGGACUCAUUCCACGUGCACUCGAUAGGGCUGGUGCUGACAGGCCGCAUCGCCACCUUCCAUUACGGGGGCGGCCGCGGCAUUUGGCACGAGCGGGUCUUGAUCUGGCCCGCAGACGCCCAACUGUCUCCCACGCGAUGGGCGAUUGUGACACCCGAUGGCGACGUGUACGGGGAGGAGAUCGCCAGCGAGGCCGAGUUGCUCGACAUGGUUCGCACCGCGAGGCGCGAGGCACGGGCGGCUGGCCUCAGUGUGUCGCAGCCCCCGUACUUCGUGCAGAGCGGAGACGUCCUCGGCGGCGCCUCCACGGUCAGCUUCGGUGAGGUGCCAGGCUUCUACCGCCGCCUGGGCUGCAAGGGUCCCGCUGCCCGGCUGUGGGCCCUGGUGACGGCCCCAGCGCCCCUGCCACCGCCGGUGGCCGCGCCACCAGGCCUGGGCGAGAACGCCGGGGACGGGGAGCCUCUGGACGUUGGGGGGGCCGCCGCGCCCGUGCCAGACCCUGCAGGCGCCCGCGUGCUCGUGAGCGCGGAGCGGGGCGACGAGAUCUCGCUGGCUCCAGGCGACAUCAUCUGGUGCGAGAGCGGUCCACGCAGCACGCCGUGUGGCUUCGUCGUGUCGAUGGAGCUGGUGCCGACGCCGAUCGGGGCGCAUCGUGCUGGCGACGAGGAAGAUGACGCGCGUCUGCUGGGCCCUCGGAUGCGGAGUCGCGACGGUCGUCGCGAUCGAGACUCUCGAGAUUCGGUCGGCCAGAUGCGCCGGGACGUCCUCGAUGACUUCCCCUUGUCGGGCGGGCGCAGCUGCGCGUGGCUGUGCGAGCACAUCCUGGAGCAUGGGGGUACUCCUGACGGCCGCCAAACCAAGUGGAUGAGUGAGAGCGGCUGCACCAAGGAGCUGAAGAUCUCCCGCGGCGUCUCCAUCGCGCUGAGCUCGCAGAUGGACGCCCCGUGGUCCUCCAUGGUGAUCGUGGCUGGGGAAAGAGGCGACGGGCGCCCAGCGAGCUGGGCGGCGCCGACGGCGCCAGCCGUGCCCGCGAGCGUGCUGACGGAUAACGUGCGCGCGCCGCCGACUGGCGAGCGCUGGCUGCGCGGGGCCGCCAGCUGCGGCCCCGCCGCGGCGCUAGCGACCGCCCGCAGGUAUGCGCGGCGCCGCCUGGAGGCUGGAGAGGAGACGCGGGGCGCCGGCCGCCAGCUCUCCAUCGCGGAGGCCGCCGCCGCGGGGAAGCGCAGCCGCCGCCGGUGCCGCGGCGCGCGGGAGCAGUUCCUGGCAGCCACCAAGCUGGGGGCGCUGGGAGUGGCCGCGCCCAUGCUGGACGCCUCUGCGGCGAGGUUCUUCGACGAGCUGUGCCUGGAUGCCGCGGCCGUCGCGGACGCACCGCCCGCUGCCUUGGGCGGCCUGCGCGGGCGUGGCUCGGCGGCUGUGGCAGCUCAGUGGCAAGGUGGAGAUGCCUCUCUGUUGGUUGCUGAUGGUGGGCACUUACAGGUGAAGCGGACCUUCGACAGCGCAGCGGUCUCCCUCGGACACGAGGGCCUGCGCCCCGCGCCGUGCAUGGCGCGGCGCAGCGGGGCCUUGAUCGACGGGCUCACGGGGCGGAUCUCGCUGCUGGAGGUCCAGCGCCGCGGCGAGUGGAGGCAGCCCGCGCCCGCGCGCCUCUGCGAGAAGCGCGGCCUGACCCAGUUGACGAGGGAAAUCGAAUUCUACAG
Molecule: messenger RNA, 2217 nt
Organism: Prorocentrum cordatum
Lineage: Eukaryota; Dinophyceae; Prorocentrales; Prorocentraceae
Source: the annotation of a GenBank genome assembly